Molecule: messenger RNA, 4720 nt
Organism: Gadus morhua (Atlantic cod)
Lineage: Eukaryota; Metazoa; Chordata; Actinopteri; Gadiformes; Gadidae
Gene: usp37
Product: ubiquitin specific peptidase 37
Exons: 24
Coding region: 234-3119 (961 amino acids)
Biological process (GO): G1/S transition of mitotic cell cycle; protein deubiquitination
Cellular component (GO): nucleus; cytosol
Molecular function (GO): cysteine-type deubiquitinase activity
Source: RefSeq, a predicted model, not a curated record
GGAGCCUUCCGUUCCCGCCAUCCUGCUGGCAGCGCUGCGCCGCCGCUUCGUGAGUGCAGCCCGUCAACAACAGAACAGCACAGCUGCGCAGGACGGGAAAGCCGGCAAAACACGCUUUCUGCUCUAUACGGAUAUACAGUAGCAAUACAGGGGUCGGAAAGUUUGGAGAAGAGGACAUACAACCCAGAGAUCAAUUGAUCCAGGUUUGAGGUGGGCCAACUGAACAGUGAACCAUGGCAGCCGCAGUGACUAAACUCUCCUGCGGUGAUGUCCAGAUACGCUUCAACAGCAUCGACCUGGGCACCACCAGGUGGAAAGAGGGAGCCUUUGAAAUCCUGGAGAAGGACAACAAAAGCAGCCUUUCCCUUAGAUUCAACUGCGGUGGACCACCGAAAACCUUUCAGCUCCACCAGAACGUGAAGCAUAUUUCCCAGAGUACGAGUCGCAUCAUGGUGACACUGAAGGACAGCAGCAUCAUCACUCUGGAUAGGCUGCCUGUGUCCUUGGUCCAGAAGACCAAGGAGUACCUGGAGAAGGUGAAGCAGGGCAAGCAGAAUCCAAAAUCCUGCCAAGGAAGUGCCAGCUUCAGUGUUCUGGGGAAUCGCGCUGUUAAGAAUGAGACCAGUCCACCGGGAGAGAGACAGACAACACCCAGGCGACAGAGUGUGGAAGGCAGGGAGGAGGCCCCCCGUAAGCCCCUGGGCAGCCCAAGCCGAGCUUCCUCCACCCCCACCCGCGCUGGCCUCUCUGAGAACAGGGGUGAGUGGAGGAAGAGACUCAUGAAUCCUGAAAGCGACAUAAAUGAAGACUACCCUAAGGAAAACGACUCAUCAAGCAACAACAAGGCCACCUCAGACCCAUCCAGAAAGUUUCUUGUCAGUUGCAAGGACAAGUUAAAACAGUCGGAGGAGAACCGAAGUUCGGCCCCUCUGGGUGGUCCCCUCCAGCCAUCAUUGUUUUACGGCAGCAGAUCUGUGACCAAGGACUUCGGCCAGAACCACUCUUUCCUGGAAAGACCCUCUAGUACCACCCAGAGCCCUGCCGCCAAGAGGAGUCUUGUGUUGCCCAACCACUCCACCCCCUUCAAGAAGGUCCGGUCCUCUGUGGACUACGGUGGCUGGAACAAGCAGAGGCCCUCAACGCUCACCCAGCCACAAGCACCACUGCAGGGGUUUUCCAAUCUGGGAAACACAUGCUACAUGAACGCCAUUUUGCAGUCCCUGUUCAGCCUCCCCUCGUUCUCCACUGACAUGCUGAGACAGGGCAUCCCCUGGAAAAAGGUGCCCAUCAACGCACUGCUCAGACGCUUUGCCCACCUUAUGGUGAAGAAGGACGUGGGCUGUCCUGAGACCAAGAAGGACCUGCUGAGGAAAGUGAAGAGCGCCAUCUCUGCCACCGCAGAACGCUUCUCGGGAUACAUGCAGAACGAUGCCCACGAGUUCCUCAGCCAGUGUCUGGACCAACUGAAGGAGGACGUGGAGAAGAUGAACAAGAGCUGGAAGAAUGAGGCGGCGGCAGGGUCUGCGUCCACCUCCCCCGCAGCGUGGGACGACAGCCAGCAGGGGGCGACCUCAACGGCGCCAGCAUCUGGCAAGGCUGAGCCCGGGGAGGAGACGGACACGUCGCGCAUCUACACGUGUCCCGUGGCGGUCAACAUGGAGUUUGAAGUUCAACACACCAUCACUUGUAAAGGCUGUGGGGAGGUGGUGACCAAGAGGGAGCAGUUCAACGACCUGUCAAUCGACCUGCCCCGCCGGAAGAACACCCUGCCGCUGCGCUCCAUCCAGGAUUCCCUAGACCUCUUCUUCAGGAUGGAGGAAAUCGAGUACUCGUGUGAGAAGUGCAACGGAAAAGCCGCAACCGUGAUGCAUAAAUUCAGCAAACUUCCACGAGUGCUGAUCCUGCACCUGAAGCGCUACAGCUUCAAUGCCCAGCUGUCCCUGAACAGCAAGCUGGGUCAGCAGGUGGUCAUUCCCCGCUACCUGACCCUACUGUCCCACUGUACAGAAGCCACGCGAGCCCCCCUCAACCUGGGCUGGAGCGCCCAGUCCGCCCUUUCUCGAACACUGAAGACCUCGCAGUCUGUCAACUCUUCCUCAACAGCUCCCAGGAGGCCUGGGGGCAAGGCGGCUAACCCCGGCUGCACGUCGGCCCUGCUGGACUCUGACAGCGAGGAGGAGCUCAGCAGGAGGGUGAACAGCCGCAAGAGACGCCUCAGCGAGUGUCUGGCCGAGGAGGAGGAGCGAACGGAGGAGGUGCGAACGGAGGAGCGUGCUGUUGCCGUCGAGCAGAGUGACUUCAACGACGAUGAGAUGCUGGCCGCCGUGCUGGAGAUGAGCCGGCAGGAGGCGGCGCUCUCGGCCCCGCUCCCCAUAGAGGACGAGCCCACCAACAGCCCCGACACGGGCUUCGGAGACACGGACGCCCAGGACCUGGCCUACCACACGGAGCUGCUGGAGGCGGACAACAAACAGCCUGCAGAUGUUUUGGACUCUCUGGACCUGACCAUGGACGAGAACAAGGAGAACCAGACCCCCGACAGUGCCCAGCAGGGGGAGCUGGACUGGGUCCAGCAGUACAGUCUGGACCAGGAGAGGGAGGAACAGGAGCUGCAGCAGGCCCUGGCCCAGAGCCUCCAGGAACACGAGGCCCAGGAGCUGAGGGAGGACGAUGACCUGAAGAGGGCCACAGAGCUCAGCCUACAGGAGUUCAACAGCUCCCUGCCAGAGCUGCUGUGUUCAGACGAGGACUCGGGCAACGAGGACGUCCUGGACAUGGAGUACUCAGAGGCCGAGACCGAGGACCUCAAGAAGAACGCUGAGGGUGGACAUCAAGCCAACUCAUUCAGGCUGAUCAGUGUCGUCAGUCACAUAGGAAGCAGCUCCUCCUCUGGUCACUACAUCAGCGACGUGUUCGACAUGAAGAAGCAGUCGUGGCUGACCUACAACGACCUGGACGUAUCUCGCACGCAAGAGUCUGCUGUCCAGCGUGACCGAGACCGCAGUGGCUACAUCUUCUUCUACAUGCAGAAAGAAGUGUUUGAGGAGCUGUCUGAAAUGGACAAAUCGAGCGCCAACAUCAGCGUUGACGCAGGAAGGAACGUUCUCCAACCACUCUGAGCCCCUCCGCCUUCCUGCUCCUCCCCUCUGUCCUUCAGUCCCUUCCCCGGCUGUCGGGGGAGUUGGGGUAUGAGCCUGAGACCAGCCCCCCCUGUCCUAAGCCUUUCUGAAGGAACUUGAGUACUACUGAUCACACUUGUUCUCCAGGCACUCCUCAUCCUCCUGAGCCCUCGACAUCAAGACUCAGUGGGCAGGACUCGGUCGACACUCGGUACCGCGAGUAGAGGAGUAGUUGUAAACAUUUGUACUUUGAGCUACGUCUUUGCCUCCACAUUAGGGCAGGAUCUUUUCUUUGCUAUGAUUUUAUUGAAAGACUCUUUUGUAAUAUAGUUUUUGUUUUCUCUUUCUGUCUCUUCCUUCGUCCGAAUGCGUGGUUCAUUCGUCACUUCAUAGCAAACGUUUAGACACAAGAUGGUGCUGGUCCUUCCCUGGUUUGAAUAUUCGCCCCAAAUCCCUUUUUGUUUUUUUGGGAUUUUCCUGUAUGAAACUUUAAAUAAAGAUAUAUAUUCUAUGUUGGAGUAUAAGCUACUUUAGAGCUAGAAGGUUGUGUGUUCAGCGGGUAUAAUAUGGUGCAAUAUUUAUGUUAUCAUCCACUGCCUGUGUGUUGUUUUUCGAUGCUUUACCGUCUGCGUCUUAUUCAUUUUUUGUGAAUAUGAAUUUCAAAAGGCUCCCAUCGUGAAAAAAAAUAUAUAUGCCAUUUUAUGAGCUCUGUUCUUUUGGACUAUUCUUCUAGUACCUCCCUCCUAAGUAUAGUAUCAUAUUUUUUUUUCUUCUUUGAAAUAUCAAUAUGUAUGCAAAGCUUUACUCUGAAAGGUGUGCAACCACUGUUGUGUGGAAUGUGUUUGUUGAACCUCGCAGCAUAGCUCUUUUCUAUGCGUUGAAGAUGACAGAUUUUCUAUUUAUUGCUACGUAAAAGGGUUUUAAGUUAUGGUAGCCAUGAGAUUGAUUUAAGAAUAGCAGAGUAUUUUAGGCUAUACCUACUCAUUACUGAAUAUAAGGUUGACACCGCACUAAACCGUUAAGCUCUGGGCUCACUCAACCUGGCUUGACCUCCACAGAGGGCAGUACAAUGGUAGUGAACAUGAGUGUUGGAAAGUUUCACUUUCUAGUUAAUGAUUUAGUCUCUAGCUAUAGUAAAUUAUAUUUAACAUCCUUUAUAUGUGGACACAUCAGUCUUUGCGGGGUGAUAUUGCUUACAAAACUGGAAUCAGUUGAUUUCCACAAAUACCCAGACACCAAAUAAAAUGUUUUCAUUGUUUAGGGCGCUGUACAAUUAAUGAAAGAGGUGGAUGUAUAUUUUCAAUGAUCAACCUUUAUAUAUAUAUAUGGAAUUUCAACACUGGUGCAUUGCUUAUAUGCAGAUGUAUUGGAACUGUUGUACUAUCAGUAACAACCUUACUAAUCGCCAAUGAACACAUUGUCACAACAUCUUGGUUUCACACACAGAAUCAUUUAGCAGUAAUGAAACUUUGCACCUUUCCAGAGUGGCCCUGUGUUUGAGGUGUGACGUGGGCACAACACUAGAGAUCGCUUUUCUUUUCUACCUGUUCCUACAGUAUUUGACUCUUCCUAAAGCAGAUUUUAAUAAAAGUUUAAACUUA